AUGGCGCACGGGGCACUGUGUUUGUAGAAUGCUGAGAAGUUUUUACGUAAACACUUCGCUAUUUUGCAUUGUAAUCCUUAAAACUGUUAUAAUAAAUUACCCGUGACUUUUGAAUAUUGUAGCAAAGCAUACAUGUGUGUUCUAAACUUGAAGUUUCCACCUGUUUGCGAUAUCGUCUCUGUACUACUAGACACUUGCAGAUAAAUUUGUUGGUGUCAUAAUGUCAGAGGCGUACGCCCGUGAGAUAUUACGAAGGAAUGUUGCGCAAAUAUGUCAAACUAUAGGAUGGAAUGGUAUAAACUCAACUCCACUCGAUAUUCUAGUUCAUGUUCUGGAAAAAUACAUUUGCACAUUGGGAACACAAGCCAACAGAUACGCCGAACAAUUCAAUAGGACUGAACCAAAUUUACAUGACUUAGGGUUAGUGUUUCGUGAUCUUCAUAUCCAAUUACCAGACCUAGCAGAGUAUACUCGCAGUGUACCACCUGUACCGCCACCUGUCAAAACAGAAAAGUUUCCCAAACCAAAAGAGUCUAAUUUAAAUUUUUUGAAGCCUGGCAGUCAUGAGGUUGUUACAAGGCCUAUGCAUGUCCAUGAACACUUACCUCCUAUGUACCCUGAAAAAGAACGGGAUACACCAGUUGUUGCAGGUACUGUUGAAAUCCGUCAAAAUGGCAUUGACCACAUUGACAGUAAUGCAACAUGUACAAGUCCCGAAAUAUCAGUCACAGAUAGUCCAGAGAAGCCGAAAGACAUAUUUAAAAGACCAAUUGAUCCAGUCUCAUUACCAAAUAGUAAAAGGCCGAGGUUACGAUUGGAAGAAGAAGAAAGAACUAGGGAAAUUAGUAGUGUCAUGAUGACAAUGUCUGGUUUUCUUUCCCCAGCAAGGGAAGGUAAACUGCCUGAAGCUCGACCUCCCACAAUUGUUUCUGAGAAACAUCACGACAAACACAAAGCAAACUCUCACCACUCCAAUGCAUCGAAAGUACCUAUAUUAGAAAAAGGCGAUAAAAAAUCUAAGAAAAAUAAAUUAUUGAAUGGUAAGAUAAUGAAAAGUAAACGAAAAGAUAAAAGUCAUAAGGGUGAAAGUAGUAAAUCUAGGGAUAGUAAUAAAUUGGAGAGGUUUCCACCAGGAUAUCCAAUUAAAACUAAAGAUGUACAUCCAACUCAUCAUAAUCAUGUUACAAUGCCAGCGCCAAGGCCAUUGCCACAACCAGCAAAGCCUUCCAUGCCACCACCACCAUCAGUACCAACAUCUGUUAUUUCAGAACCUUUAAGGCCUGUUAUCAAACAAGAACCUGUAGAUUCACCUUCACCUGCACCUCGAUCUUCAACUAUUCUUGGUGAGGAUGCAAUACCUGUUCCAAGAAAAAUACCUAUUUCAAAAUCUCCACUUGUAUCUAAUUCUUUACCUGUAAAUAAACAUUCAACUUCCACAAAUUCACUAAUUCCAGAAGUAGAAAUAAAGAAAGAAGUUAUUGAGGAAGAAGAAAAGUUGGCUUCACAGCCAGAUAGAUCAAAAAUAAAUAUAUUUAAAAGAAUAUCGAACAAAUCUAAAGAAGAUAAGAGUAUUUCAGAGGUUGUCCCUGACAAACUGUUAACACAAUCUGAUCCAAUGAUCUCAAGAUUGCAUAAUUCAGCUCCUGUAAGUGAAAACAUUAGAGUAAAGAGUGAAGAAUUCAUUAUGAACAAUAACAAUAGUCCUGUAGAUUUGUCAAAAGAAAUAGAUAUAAGAUCACAUGAAAUCAUAAAUAUUGAUGAUGACUCAAUGGACACACACCCUAUUCCACAGUCUAGAGCCCUGCCUACCGAAUCUAGACCAGCUGGCUUAUCGAUCAAUAAGUCGCUACAAUUACCAUAUUCCAAAGAAGUAGCUAGUGUCAGUCCAAAAAUGAAAAAAGAAAAGAAACAUAAAGACAAAAAAGAGAAAGCAGCAAAAUUAGAAGCAAAACUUAAGAAACAGCAACAACAGUUAGCUUUUGAAAUGGUACAAAUGGCUGAGAAAAAGAAGAUGAAAUUGACAAACGAAAAGUCACCUAAAUCAAGUAGGCCAAAGAAUGAAUCAAAACUACCACAAAUGCCACCUGGAUUUCCAUUCUUUCCUACAAUACCACCAGGACGCUUAAUGCCAGGUCCAGGUUUAAUUCCCGGGAGUGACUUUCUUGCAGGCCUAGCGAAUAAUCCAGCAUUAAGAGGUUUACAAUCACCAAAUUUAUUAAGUAAUCCAUUUGCUUUGGGAGCAGGAGGCCCAGGACUUAUUCCAGGUCCUAGUUUUUUACCUGGUGGUCUUGGUCCUGGUAAUUUAAAUCAUCUAAUGCCAAUGGGUAAUUUCCCUCAUACAUCUCGGUCGUCAUCAGUGAAAAUACCACCGAUGCUUCGACGCCCUAGUUUGGAAGUCAUACCUGUCGAUAACGAAGAGGAAAGACUGAUGCGCAAGUCACCUAUGAUGGGUCGUGAUAAAGAUCGUCAUGAUAAGCACAAAUCACCAACCAUUCCAAAUAUUUUGCAGAAACCAAAAUCAAAAUCUAGCAAAGAUCAUAAAUCAAGUAUAUAUAAAAUGCCUCCUGUACAACCUGAUAUAACAAUUGAGCUUAAUCCUCCUAAAGUUGAACAAGUUCGACACGAACCGCCAAGAGAACCUCACCAACCAGCACGAUUGCCGUCGCCGGACCCAGAGGAACCCGCGCCAAAUCCUGAACCUGACCCAAUUCCUGAUCCGCAACCUGUUAAAGUUAUAGCUCCUGUUAUUUCUCAAUCAAGAGAAAUUGAUAAUUUAGAAAAGAAAAAGGAUAAAUCACAUAAAAAAGAGAAACGUGACAAAGAUGGUGUGAAAAUUAAAAAGAAAAAAGAUAAAAAGGAUAAAAAUAAGGACAAGUCUGAAAAGAAAAAAGAAAAAGAGGACCGACAAGAAAUAAAAGAUAAGAUAAAGAAAGAAAAAAAGGAUAAAAAGAAAGAAAAAGCAGUAGAUGGUUUGGUACCUAAAUUAACUCUUAAAAUUGGUUCUUCCAACUCGAAUUCGCCUAUGCCUCCUAGUUCGCCUGAUAUAUUUAAGUUAAAUAUAAAGCCCGUUGUAAAAAAAGAAGAAAGUUCAUCUCCCAUAAAGGAUGAAGCUGUAUCCCGCGAACAUAGUCGGUCUCCAGAGUUAGCUCAAAUUUCCGCGCUGGUAACAAGACCGCCAAAACAAAAACAUUCUAAGCAUAAUCACAUAGCUGAGUCGGAACCGCAAUCAUCUUCACCUCCGCUUGCUUCGCCACCAAGAAAAAAUCGUCCACCUUCAAGUCAUUCAAAGUACAAGAGAAUACUUUUCAAGCCUAUAGCAAAGAAAGGACUCGGCGAUAGCUAUGAAGACGAAUCUGCGUCUAUAUCAGAGGAGCCAGCGGCAAUGGCUCCUGCUCAGGCGUCUGCGCCUGCGCCUGCCUCAGCGCCGACUCCUACGCCUACGCCUUUAGAUAAACCUAGUGGACCAUUGCCAACACCUUAUUAUGUGGAUGAACAAGGUAACAAAAUUUGGGUUUGUCCUGCUUGUGGUAGACCGGACAAUGGCUCACCUAUGAUAGGUUGUGAUGGGUGCGACGGUUGGUAUCAUUGGAUUUGUGUAGGCAUUACGGAAGAACCAGGAGCAACGGAAGACUGGUUCUGUAAGUCAUGUCGUGCUAAGCGUGCCGCUUUGGUAUUGGCCGGUGUUGCCUCCGGCAAGAAGCGAGGCCGGAAACCAAAAGGAGAAAAAAUCAGAGACUGUCAUUGACUGUCGGACUUUUUGUUGUUACUGAGAUUAGUUUUAAUUAAUCCGUUCGAUAGACGUGAAUAAAUGGAUUGCGAAUAUUGUUAAUGGAUUAUUGUUGAAUGAUAUCAUGCAGAUACGUUUCAUCAUUUAUAAUGUUAUAUCAUAGGCUAGAAUUAAGGAUAGAUAAUAAUUGAAUAUUGACAUAAAAUGUUGAACAUAAAAUAGUAUAGGUACAUGUAUUAAUUACCAUAAUUUUAAUUAUUUUGUUAAAUUUCUUAUUUCUCGUUCGCUCGGUUAGAUCAAGUUUAAUGAGAAUGCGGGCGUGUUGUACACAUCUCGCAUGUAAACAUAGAGGUAAUAUAAGAUUCUUUUUAUAUUGUACAAAAAACUGAAUUUACUUAAGAAAUUGGUGAUGUAUAAAGUAAUGUAGUGAAUAUUUAAAUAAACAGAAAGAAGGCUGGAUGUAAGUUCAGCCAAUAUUUGAAUAUUUUCAUAUUAUAAUUUUAAUAUAACCCUGUUUUUUUUUGUUGAAUUUGUUCCUUCUAAACUAUGUACAGGGCUAGCACAAUCUCGCAUUACCCUCUUGCUCUAAGCGGAUCAUCAAAAUCUCGCGCAUUUGAAUCUACAAUAGCGCGAAGGUGCUCGUCCUAACUCGAUAAUUUACAUGAAGACGGGAGGUAAAUGUAAAUUUUUUGAUUUCAGCCAGUGGCCAAUUAAAUAUAUUGGUACUCGAAAAUGUAGUAAAUUAUUUGAAUCCUUCAUGCAAAACAAAAACUACCAUUUAGCAGAUUUUAUUUAUUUUAUAAAACAAUUGCAUUGCAUACAAAAAGCUGUUAUCGGUCGGAGAAAUGCAAUAAGUAUGUACUGAUUAAAUAUUAAUGUUUA
Molecule: messenger RNA, 4609 nt
Organism: Nymphalis io (European peacock)
Lineage: Eukaryota; Metazoa; Arthropoda; Insecta; Lepidoptera; Nymphalidae
Gene: Taf3
Product: transcription initiation factor TFIID subunit 3
Exons: 2
Coding region: 221-3745 (1174 amino acids)
Cellular component (GO): transcription factor TFIID complex
Molecular function (GO): protein heterodimerization activity
Source: RefSeq, a predicted model, not a curated record